This is a messenger RNA of Condylura cristata (star-nosed mole), 4679 nucleotides long. RefSeq names its product zinc finger protein 12 (gene ZNF12). Gene Ontology annotation, molecular function: DNA-binding transcription factor activity, RNA polymerase II-specific; RNA polymerase II cis-regulatory region sequence-specific DNA binding. The transcript is spliced from 5 exons. Gene Ontology annotation, biological process: regulation of transcription by RNA polymerase II. NCBI's taxonomy places the organism in Eukaryota, Metazoa, Chordata, Mammalia, Eulipotyphla, Talpidae. The record is from RefSeq and is a predicted model, not a curated record. Bases 468 to 2546 code for a protein of 692 amino acids.
GCCCUCGUUCCCAGGCUCUGGCCUCCCACCGGCUAGGAUCCCAGGGCCUGCGGGACUGGACGCCGUGCGUUCAGGCUGAAACCACCAGGCGCGGAACUGUGUGGGCAAGGGUUCGCUGGGACCAGGCAGAGGCUCGAGCGGGGUCCCGCGAAGGCGAGCCCUGGAACCCGCUGGGCCAGGGGGGCCGGACGGAGUGGCGGCGGAGCCUGAUCAAGGCGCGCGGCCCGGUGAGGUCUCCAGGAGGCGGACUUGGGCCCCAGAGGGACCUUCGCCUAUAGUGAGUUUGCCCCGCAGGCCAGAGCCGGUUCCUCGGGCUUAGCGGAUUGGGGAGGGGGAGAAGAGACACCCUUGCAGCCGAAACUGGCAGAGCAGCCACUUCCCAGGAGCCUGGGGGCUGAGGCGUCUAGUUCCGGAAGGGUUCGACUCCACUUUCACAGUCCUUCACAUUUUCCCAAGAGCAUCAGAAAAUGAAUAAAUCCCUGGGGCCAGUGUCAUUCAAGGAUGUGGCUGUGGACUUCACGCAGGAGGAAUGGCAGCAGCUGGAUCCUGAGCAGAGGACAAUAUAUAGGGAUGUGAUGCUGGAGAACUACAGCCAUCUAGUUUCUGUCGGGUGUCACCUUAUCAAACCAGAAGUUAUCAUCAAGUUGGAGCAAGGAGAAGAGCCAUGGAUAGUAGGAGAAUUCCUACUCCAGAGUUAUCCAGAAGUCUGGAAAGUUGAUGCUCUGAUAGAAAGAGUUCAGGAAAAUGAAGACAAACAUUCAAGGCAAACUGUCUUUACCAACAAUAAAACCCUGACUGAAGAGAGAGGUAAUGUUCUCAGUAAAACUUCUAAUGUGGAAACCAACUCUGUUCCUUCAAAAAAUAUAUCCUAUAAAUGUGACUCAUGUGAAAGGAGUUUAAAAUCUAUUUCAGAAUUUAUUAGUAGUGAUGGAAGCUAUGCAAGAAUGAAGCCUGAUGAAUGUAGUUCAUGUGGGAAAUCACUUCAUCAUAUUAAGCUUGAGAAAACUAAUUUGGGAGAUAAAUCCUAUGAACUUCAUCAAAAUGGGGAAGCUUGCACUCUAAAUGAAGAAAACAUUUAUCAGAACAUUCAUAUUUUGGAGAAACCCUUUGAAUAUCUUAAAUGCCAGAAAGCCUUUCAAAAGGAUACAGGUUUUGUUACUCAUGUGGAGGAGAAACCCUAUAAAUGGAAUGAAUCUGAAAUAGCCUUUCUCCAGAUGUCAAACCUCAGUGUGCACCAGAGGGCUCAUAUGGAAAUGAAGCCCUAUGAAUGCACUGCAUGUGGGAAAUCCUUCUGUAAAAAGUCAAAAUUUAUUAUACACCAGAGGACUCAUACAGGAGAAAAACCUUAUGAAUGUAAUCAAUGUGGGAAAUCCUUCUGCCAGAAAGGAACCCUCACUGUGCAUCAGAGAACACACACGGGGGAGAAGCCCUAUGAAUGUAAUGAAUGUGGAAAAACCUUCUACCAGAAGUUACACCUCAUUCAGCAUCAGAGAACUCACUCAGGAGAGAAGCCCUAUGAAUGUAGUUAUUGUGGAAAAUCCUUUUGCCAGAAAACACAUCUCACACAACACCAGAGAACACAUUCAGGAGAGAGACCCUAUGUUUGUCAUGACUGUGGUAAAACCUUCUCCCAGAAGUCAGCACUUAAUGACCAUCAGAAGAUUCACACUGGCGUGAAACUCUAUAAAUGUAAUGAGUGUGGGAAAUGCUUCUGUCGUAAGUCUACUCUCACCACACAUCAGAGGACACAUACAGGAGAGAAACCCUAUGAAUGUAAUGAAUGUGGAAAAUUUUUCUCUCGGUUAUCAUAUCUCACAGUACACUAUAGAACUCAUUCAGGAGAGAAGCCCUAUGAAUGUAAUGAAUGUGGGAAAACCUUCUACCUGAAUUCAGCCCUAAUGAGACAUCAGAGAGUACACACAGGAGAGAAACCCUAUGAAUGUAAUGAAUGUGGAAAAUUAUUCUCUCAAUUAUCAUACCUCACUAUACAUCAUAGAACUCAUUCAGGAGUAAAACCCUAUGAAUGUAAUGAAUGUGGAAAAACAUUCUACCAGAAUUCAGCUCUUUGUAGACAUCGGAGAAUACAUAAAGGAGAGAAACCCUAUGAAUGUUAUAUAUGUGGAAAAUUCUUCUCUCAAAUGUCAUACCUCACUAUCCAUCAUAGAAUUCAUUCAGGAGAGAAACCCUAUGAAUGUAAUGAAUGUGGAAAGACCUUUUGCCAGAAUUCAGCCCUUAAUAGACAUCAGAGAACACACACAGGAGAGAAAGCCUAUGAAUGUUAUGAGUGUGGAAAGUUCUUCUCUCAGAUGUCAUAUCUCACUAUACAUCAUCGGAUUCAUUCGGGAGAGAAACCUUUUGAAUGUAAUGAAUGUGGUAAGGCCUUUUCUCGAAUGUCAUACCUUACUGUACAUUAUAGAACUCAUUCAGGAGAGAAACCCUAUGAAUGUAAUGAAUGUGGGAAAAAAUUCUAUCACAAAUCAGCCUUCAAUAGCCAUCAGAGAAUUCAUAGGAGAGGAAAUAUAAAUGAUGUAGAAAGACUUCUCUGAAAUCAGACCUUGUAAUUAAUAAGAAAUGCUCCCUGAAGUCAAACCCCAUUGUCCGUAAGAUUUUCACAGGUGACUGGACAAAUGACUGUGCAUUAAUCACAUGUAAUCUAAAAGUUCACAGGGUAGAAGCCACAAUUGUAACAGAACUACAUGACUCUGGAUAGUGGGCUAUACAGGAGUAAACAUUUACUUCCAUUAAGAAUAUAUGUAUGUUUCAGCAUGGAUUCAAACUGCUUUACAUAUCAGGGAAUUCAUAAUAAGGGGACUCAAGGAAUGUGGAAAACAAGAUACUCCUUUGGACAUUAUUAAUACUAAAAUAUUUGAUGUGUCAAACUUUUUCUAGGGGGGCGAAAACAAGAUACCUAUUGUAAAUAAACAUUCCUUGUUGAAACGGAGCAGGAUAACUAAUAGAGUAACAUUAAAUUCAACAUUAAAUUGAUUUAUGAGUGGUUUCUGAGAUUGUAGGACUUAUGUAUGGAGGGGAUGGGUGGUGUGUUUGUUUUAGGAUGCUUUUACAGGACUUGCAUAUUCAUUCUUAGUAGUAUUUGCAAAGGUGUCCUUAUUAGAAUAAUUUGUUAGCCAUAUGGUAUGAUUAUUCAUUCUAAGUAGCAACACCAUGUUAAUAUCUUAAUAUACAUUGUCAUUGAGUUAAUAUUUGGUAGGUAUAAAAUAUACUUUGUAUUUUCUUACCUGGCAUUUAUAAAUGUAUUUGAUCAUUAUUAGUGAACAAAAUCUUCCAUUAAAAAGCCAGCAUUUCUUACAGUAUUUUCAGUUAUAUCUAAAUCAAUGGGAGGUAGAAAUCUUCACAUAAAAUAGAUAGAAAAAUCUGCAUGGAAGUUUUUGAAAUGGUAAUGAUAAAAGUUUCUAGUUGUGAGAAAUAGCUGUAGCACUUACACUUUAUACAGUUAAAAGCAUACUUAAAAUAUUUCCACUUUUGUCCUCUUUUUGUUUGCCUGUAUAAGUGUACAAAGCACACAUAACUUUGUAACAAGAACUGUCUGUUUUUAUUUGAUAUGUUUUUAGGCAUUAUGCUCUACUCCUUCCUAUUCCUGAAUGAACUACGAAUACAUUCGCAUCAGUUUAUGGCAUAUGCUCAGUGACCACCUUACUAUUUUCUGGCAGUUGGGGUGUCUCCCUCCUCAUAGGUUGGGGUAAAUCCUGAGUAGUUUCAACCAUUAAUGAAAAUCCCUUUCUCAUUGCCAGCAAUUUGUUAAGAGUUAAUACUGUACCCAAUUUUAGACAUCUAGACAAAUACAGGAGAUACUUGAUAGGUUAUAUUCUGGAAAAGAUGUCCUCAGAUUCAGGCAGUCAUACAGAGUGAACUGGAAUCUUUGAGCCUUUCCUAAUCUGUAUGGGAUCUACUAGUUAUGCUUUUUAACAAAGGAUUAUAAUUUAAAUGUGACAGAGCUGAAAAAUAGGAAGGGACCUGGAUGAUGUCAUUGCCAAUUAACAUUAGUCACUCCAGCUCUGGACUGUUUUGUGAAUGCUUAAAUUUAUUUUAACUCAGUUCAUUAGAACUCUGUAAUAAUAACUGAAGAUGUAAAGUUAUACUUUUAUAGAAAUGAAACAAUUCAGGAGUGGACUCUAGUUAAAUCAUUUAAUUCGUGGUAUUUCUAUAGAGGUUUUUGUAUUGUCAAUUUACAUGUAAAUAAAAUUGAACAUUAGCUAUCAAGUUCUGAAAUAAAAAUAUGUAUGUUUCCUUAGAUUAUUACAUCAUACACCUAAGAAAUUAGCCUUUGAAACCUAACAAUGUCAGUUUACCUGCCUUUUUGUUAUGCAUGACAAAUCCUAUCUAGGUCAAAUUAUAUUGAUGGAUCACUGCUAUGUUAGAUGAUAAUGUAUGAUGUAAAUAUCUACUUUUGUUUGCUUUCCAGUGAUUAGCCAGAUGCUCUGUAUAGUUGAGUAAUUUACCACUUUACCACUGAGAUGAAAUGCUGUAUUUUACAUGUAUUAAAACCACUUGUGGUUCCUGUUUUUGUUACUAAGCACUUUGCUCCCACAUUCUCUGAAAUGAUUGUGAGUAUGCUGUGUAACAAAGUCUGGCAGAGUGUAUGCUUUUGUGUAGGAAGUAUAUAUUCAUAGUAUGUAUGUUGAAAUAUUUCUAAAGGUUUCCCAUACUAGUCUGUCAUUAUA